AUGGUCCAAAGGUAUAAGAGUCCACAUGAAGAGGCUCUAAAACAGAUCGAGCCCAUUGAUUCCAGUCAGAUAUCGCCGACUCUUGCGCCGAUGUGUUGGUUGAACACAAUCGAAGACUGUUACAGCAGGCAACUUAGCGUUGGCGACGAAGUGGUAUUCGUUGAAGUAGAAGAAAUGGACGGUGAAUGGGGGCUUUUGGAAGAGGCAUCUGUGCGGACCUCGGGUGGCUGGCUUCUCGUAUAUUCAAUUACCGAUCGAUCUUCAUUCAAAAGCGCUCAGAAUUGGGCAAAAAGGCUGGGACUAAAUGUGACUUGGAGUAUGAUAGACAAGUUUUGGAGAGCGGUUGGUGGAUCACUACUACGUCCGAACCCCUGUUUUGACAAGUUGAAUUCAGAGGGACAGGCGUUCGCUGCAAAAUUUGGGACUGUCUAUAUCGAGACUUCUGCAAAACUCGAUGUAAACGUCGAUAUGGCCUUUGUACAACUCAUAAAGCAUAUAAAACAACACGAAAAUCGGAUACCAUCCGGCAGCAGGACAGGUAUAACCAAAGCCAUACUCCCCAUCACAAAGGAGAAAAGAGGUUCCAUAGGCAAGAGAUUAGCCUACACUAGGCCUAUAUUCAGAACAUAUCGCCCCGACGGGUUAUAA
This is a messenger RNA of Acaulospora colombiana, 648 nucleotides long. NCBI's taxonomy places the organism in Eukaryota, Fungi, Glomeromycota, Glomeromycetes, Diversisporales, Acaulosporaceae. The record is from the annotation of a GenBank genome assembly.